AUGAGGUCCUCCAUGCAGUGGGCCCUAACUGCCCUUGCCGCUGGCGUGCCGCUUUGCGCAGCUCAGACCUACACUGACUGCAACCCGUUGAACAAGACAUGCCCGGCCGAUACUGGUCUCGACCAGUGGUCCUUCAGCACCGACUUCACGGCCGGAUCUUCGGCGUUCAGCAAGUGGACUACGACCUCGGGCACGGUGAACAGCACCUCGUUGGGCGCCAAGUUCGAGGUCAAAGAGGAGGGUGACGCCCCCACUAUCCAGACCGACUUCUACAUCUUCUUCGGAAGAGUGGAAGCCAAGUUCCGCUGUGCCAAUGGCACCGGCAUCAUCAGCACUCUUGUGAUGGAGUCCGAUGAUCUGGACGAGAUUGACUGGGAACAAAUCUCCACCUUCGAUACCUAUGUUCAGACGGACUACUUCGGUAAAGGCAAUACCACAAGCUACGACAGGUACACCAACGUGGACGUGACGGACCCUGUCGAGACGUACCACACCUAUACCAUUGACUGGACCUCGGAGAGAAUCGAAUGGAUCCUUGACGGAACUGUUGUUCGCACCCUCGAAUACGCUGACGCGGUGGAUGGCACCAACUUCCCGCAAACCCCUAUGGUCGUUAAGCUGGGCAUCUGGGCUGGUGGCGAUCCCAGCAACAGCGCAGGAACCAUCGAAUGGGCGGGUGGCGAGACUGAUUAUACCGCUGGUCCUUUCAUCAUGUACCUCGAGUCGGUGAACAUCACCAACUAUAACCCGGCAUGCAGCUAUACCUACUCCGACAAGACCGGUGAAUACACCAGUAUCACGACCUCGAACUCCACCUGCAACGCCACCUCCAGCUCUUCGACCUCGAGUAAGAGCACCACGGCUAGUGGCUCGGCGGUCGCCGCCAGCUCUGGCGCCGUGUACACUGGUGGUGCGACCAGUCUUUCUUAUGGAUCCGCGUUGUUCAUGGUCGGCGGUGGUCUUCUGGCUGCUUUACUUUAA
Messenger RNA from Aspergillus homomorphus CBS 101889, 981 nucleotides. Its product is annotated as glycoside hydrolase family 16 protein. Gene Ontology annotation, biological process: carbohydrate metabolic process; fungal-type cell wall organization. The record is from RefSeq and is a predicted model, not a curated record. NCBI's taxonomy places the organism in Eukaryota, Fungi, Ascomycota, Eurotiomycetes, Eurotiales, Aspergillaceae. Bases 1 to 981 code for a protein of 326 amino acids. The transcript has 4 exons. Gene Ontology annotation, molecular function: hydrolase activity, hydrolyzing O-glycosyl compounds; glycosyltransferase activity. Gene Ontology annotation, cellular component: fungal-type cell wall.